AUGAGUGAUUUUUUCUUUGAUCAUGGACUCCAAGAAAGAGAAGAACAGAAAGAAGAAGAGAAAAACGUGGAGAUCAAAGAAGAAUCUGAUAACGAGGAGCAUCAAAGGGAAAACGAGGAGGAAGAAGUGAGAGAAGAAACUCAAGUGCUAAGACGUAGUGACAGACCGAGGGUUAAGCCAAGAUAUCUCGAGGAUUAUAUUCUCCUUACGAUCGAAGGAGAGAUGUUACUUGUAUGUCUUAACAACGAGCCACAAAAUUACAGGGAAGCAAAAGAAUCCAGAGAGUGGACACGUGCGUGUGAAGAGGAGAUUAGCUCGAUUGAGAGGUUCAAAGUAUGGGAUCUUGUUGAUCUACUUAUCGGAGUAAAACCGAUUGGGCUAAAGUGGGUUUUUGCUCCAGUAGCAAGACUUGAGACGAUAAGGCUUCUUAUUGAUCUUGCAGCUUCUCACGGUUGGGAGAUAUACCAUCUUGACGUCAAGACAGCCUUUCUCCAUGGAGAGUUAAAGGAAACUGUAUACGUAUGCCAACCAGAAGGAUUUGAGAAAGAGGGAAGCGGAAGUAAAGUUUACAAGCUCAAUAAGGCGCUUUAUGGAUUGAGACAAGCACCAAGGGCGUGGAACAAUAAGUUGAAUCAGAUUCUUGUUGAGCUUCAGUUCGUUAAGUGCUCGAAGGAACCAUCUGUCUACAGGAAGCAAGUGAAGGAACAUCUCCUCGUUGUAGGUGUGUACGUAGAUGAUUUGUUUGUGACAGGAACAAGUCUUGAACUCAUCACGAGUUUUAAACGGGAGAUGGCCUUGAACUUUGAGAUGAGUGAUCUCGGGAAAUUGACGUACUAUCUUGGUAUCGAAGUUCUCCAACAUCAGAACGGGAUAACUUUGAACCAAACACGGUAUGCUCAAAGGAUCUUGGAGGAAGCCGGGAUGAAAGACUGCAACAUGGUGCACACUCCUAUGGAGACCGGACUAAAUUUCUCGAAAGCUGAGAAUGAAAAGGAGAUUGAUGCAUCCCUCUUUCGGAAACAUGUGGGAUGUUUACGAUACUUACUCCACACAAGACCAGAUUUGUCUUAUGCAGUUGGGAUCUUGAGUAGGUAUAUGCAAAGUCCGAGGGAAUCAUAUGGUGCAGCUAUGAAGCAGUGCUUAAGAUACUUAAAAGGAACUACAACUUAUGGUUUGACGUUCGUGAGAACAAGUGUGCCAAAGCUCAUAGGCUACAGCGACAGUAGUCAUAAUGUUGAUGAAGAUGAUGGGAAGAGUACUGCAGGUCAUAUGUUUUAUCUUGGAGAAGGUCCGAUCUCAUGGUGUUCCCACAAACAAGAUGUCGUUGCCUUGUCUUCGUGUGAAGCAGAAUUCAUGGCAGGAACAGAAGCUGCAAAGCAAGCAAUAUGGUUAGAAGAGCUACUUUGUGAGAUUAUGGGUUCGUCUAGUGAGAAGGUAACCAUUCGUAUCGACAAUCGUUAUGCAAUUGCCCUUACAAAGAACCCAGUCUUUCAUGGUAGAAGUAAGCAUAUAUAUAGGCGAUACCACUUCAUUCGAGAAUGUGUAGAGAAUGGGCAGAUUGAGGUCGAGCAUGUUCCCGGAAGCAACCAGAAGGCAGACAUCUUGACAAAGGCACUUGGGAAGAUCAAGUUUAGAGAAAUGAGAGAACUCAUUGGAGUUCAAGACCUAGAGAAAAUGAGAUUCAAGCUUAAGGGGGAGAAUAUUCGAGUAAGCUUGAAAGAAGCUUGA
Molecule: messenger RNA, 1728 nt
Organism: Microthlaspi erraticum
Lineage: Eukaryota; Viridiplantae; Streptophyta; Magnoliopsida; Brassicales; Brassicaceae
Source: the annotation of a GenBank genome assembly